CAUGGCGGCAGUUUGGUUAUAAAUACUUCAGCUUUGUCUUUCAUGAAAAUCUGCUUCUUUAAAUUUUUUUUCAGGAGUCAUCUCUUGAAAAUCGAGCCCAAARGAUCUGUAUUUAUGUUAAGAUGUACAGAUUUGCCUAACGYUGUUGYACUUUAAUCGCUUGAUUUUUUUGAAUAUAACCAUGGCGGACGAAACWAAUGAAGAAGUUGAAACUUGUGACUUCAAUGGCGCUCAAGUUACGCUUCCUAUUGAUUUGAUAGAAUCGCCUGAAAUCUUCUCAAGAAUCAUCAGUUUUGAUACGUGGAACAAUGUCCUGACGSCAGAAAAUCGAAAAUAUUUAGAGCAAUUUCUUCCUCAAUUGCCCACAGAUUAUCCUCAUGCCCAGGAAGAUAAUCUCAGAGCACUAUUUGAUGGGGAUAAUUUUAAAUUUGGAAAUCCAGUUCAAGAUUUCCAUUGUAAAUUAAAAGAUGGCUACUUUUACCCUGAUGUUGUYAAGUACAAGAAACUUUGCAAUAAGGCAAAGAAAAAAGAGUACAAGCUACAACUGCAAAACUACUACAGAAAAUUACUUCAAGAAAUCAUUGUUUCAAGACAGGAAAUCUUGGAUCAAGUUAGCAGGCAAGGACCAAAUGAUCCAAUCCAUACAAGAGGAAAAGUGGUUUCAGAGAAUGGUUCGUCUGUAGAACAACGUGUGUAUUCAAGAUUUCAAAAAAUUAUUCAUGAAUGCAAACAAGAAAGUGAGGAUCAUGGGAUUUCAUCAGAUGAAGAAGACAGGAUACCAAGUCACUUUGGAGGRUUAGCCUAUGGUAUACCAGGGUUUCCUGGUCCACCUGGAAUGUUUGCACCACCUGGAUACCAUCCAAUGAUACCUCCAAUACCUGGUAUGCCUUAYGGGUUCCCAUUUCCCACCCAUUCUCCCCGCCAACCACUUGGUCCAGCUAAUACUGCUAUUACAGAAAAAGACUUUCAACAAAUGCUACAAAAACAUAAGAAAAGAAGAACAUUGAAUGAAGAACAUCCAGAGCUGGACACUAGAUUUACAGCAUUAUCAGAUGUUGUCUACAGAACUAAUCCAUCCAAACGACCUACUAAGACAGUCAGCAGUAAGACCAACACUGUGCAAACACCUCAAGUUGAAGUCAAUAAAAAGAAAGAUAAAAAAGCUAAAUUAAAGAGAAAACUUAAACAACRACUACAGCAGAAACAAGAAAGACAGUCACAGUCAAAGAAGCAGGAUAAGUCAUCAGAUGCUCACAUUACUCUACCACCACCUCCAGAAGGGAAGUUUUCCAGUUUCUUCACAUUGUUAAGAGAAGUGUUUUAUAGCAUGCCUGAUUAUAAAGCCAGCUUACACAAGAUUGAAGAACAAAUAAAGGCUUGGCAGAGCUCUCCAUCCUAUUCACUGAAUAUCUGGAGCCAACAACAAAGUGACUGGGCCAAAUUGGUUUAUUCCUCCCUUAUUUAUAUCUCUGGAAGUUCUGGAGUUACCCCAUCAAGCUUUGUCCCUCUGGURGAUUUCAAAGAAAGACCCCAACAGUGGAAGUGGAUAGGGGCUUUCCGUGACUCUGAUGAAGAAUUGGCUAUGUUAUGUCAAGAUUGGAUUCAGGUCAAGGACCAAUUUUCCAUCAAAAAGGCAACUGCAGAAGGUGGAAGUACAGUAAAUGCUCCAGAAGCAAGAGUGAAAACUGACUACGUUGUACGACCAAGCACUUGUAGUGAGCGAGAUGUAUUCAGAGAACARGAAAAGAAGCGCUAUUUGAAUCCACAUAAGGCCUAUUCAUAUAGAAUGCAUGGUUUUGAGUCUGUGGUAGGACCAGUAAAGGGUGUGUUUUCCAAAGAAACAAAUCUAAAUAAGGCACGGGAACAUUCUCUACUAAUUUCAAAUCGCCCACCAUUCGUGACGAUUUUGACUCUUGUGCGAGAUGCAGCAGCAAGACUCCCUAAUGGAGAGGGAACCAGAGCAGAGGUCUGUGAACUUCUUAAAGAUUCACAGUUCUUAAAUCCAGAUGCAACUGAUGCUCAGAUUCAUACAGUUGUCAGCGGUGCACUUGAUCGACUGCACUACGAAAAAGACCCUUGUGUAAAAUACGACAGCAACAGAAAAGUCUGGAUAUAUUUGCAUAGAAACAGAACUGAAGAAGAAUUUGAAAAAAUUCAUCAAGCAAAUGCUGCUGCAGCAAGAGCAAAGAAACUCCAAAAACCUAGAGUUCCUCGUCAGGCCAAAACUAAAGAAGACAAUUCUCUGUUAGUCUCAGAGACAGUAGAUCCYAGUGCUGCUAAAGCAGUACCAUCACCACAAUCCCAACAACCAGUCACUAAACCASUUGAAAUGAARAAAMCAGGAAUUAAGAUUAAGAUAGCAGGAGGAACAACAAGUGACCAUCCUAAAGUGUCUGUGAUAACAUCUUUACAAGUGAAUAAAAAGCUAACCCAACCUUCAAACACAGAAACCAAAACUGCAACAGUUCCUUCUCAGCCAUCAUCAUUGAUURCCCAGACACAGUCAGGUGCUAAGUCUAAACUGAACACUGCUGGGUCAAGCUCCAAGUCUCCCACAGGUAUUCCUUCRCCUGGUCAACGAUUCACAAGUGCRCUAAACUCRGCUAAUGUCUCAGUGCCACAAUCUGAAAGUGAGCAGGUUGCAGCUGAGUCAUGUGAUAGAAGUGGAAGUGAAGUUUCCAGUAGCAACAGUGAGAAUGAGAGUAGUAGUGGAAAUGAAAGUAGUAGUGAUGACGAAUCAGUGGGAGAACGAACUGGGGGCAAAACUAAACAAGGAAUGGAACCUUUUCAUGAUGAAAGAUUGGCAAUGCAGACAGGAAGCAAUCACUUGCCAUUACCWGAACAAAACAGUCAGCAGUCAUUAGGAUAUACUUCGAUUGGAGGAGCAUCUUUGAUUAAGGAUGGAAAUGAAUCAGAUGAAGAACAAGACGAGUCUACAAUGAGUGAUGGUUCAGGAAGUGGUAGCGAAUCAAGCAAUGAAGACUGAUUUAACUAAAUAUAAGAAAAUGUACUAAAGAAAUGUAAUCUGUACAAUAAAAUAUUAUUGUUUAACAGUU
Molecule: messenger RNA, 3056 nt
Organism: Exaiptasia diaphana
Lineage: Eukaryota; Metazoa; Cnidaria; Anthozoa; Actiniaria; Aiptasiidae
Product: nuclear factor related to kappa-B-binding protein
Exons: 28
Coding region: 182-2986 (934 amino acids)
Cellular component (GO): Ino80 complex
Molecular function (GO): protease binding
Source: RefSeq, a predicted model, not a curated record